AUGGCAGAAGCGAUCACCAUCCCCUCCCCGUCCGUGUUCCUCAGCUCGCCAGUGGAGGCCGCGCCCCAACAGCAGCAACACCACCAACGCGCCGACACCGCGCCCGCGCCCGCCAGCCCGCCCAAGCAACGCCGCCCGUCCAAGACGCCCAAGGCGAAGGCCGCCGCCGGGGACGCUGCGCAGCCCGCGUCCAACACCGCCGCCGGCGUCACGAAGCGCAAGCAGUCGAAGAGCAGGAACGGCUGCAUCACCUGCAAGGCGAAACGCCUGAAGUGCGACGAAACGAAACCCACGUGCCAGCAGUGCGCCCGCCGCAGCGUUGCCUGCGGCGGCUACAAGAAGGACUUCAAAUGGCGCCCCUUCGAGGAGGCCAGCUUCACCGGCCCCAAGCCGCAGCCUGCAAAACAACCCAAAGGUGCCGUCGUGCUGCCCGCUGCGACGACGAUGGCGAGCGUGCUGCUAACGGGCCCAGGAACACCCCCGCCCGCUGACCACGCCCGCCUGGCGCCAGCGAACCGAACCCCGCCAGCCCAGGAGCGCCCGCCGCCGGCACCAGCACUCACCACCAGCUCCAACAAUGCCCGCCUUCCCGCCUCGUCCGCCUCGUUCCCGCCCUCGUCGCUGCCGCCCUCGUUCAUGGACGCGCCGCUGUCCGCCGCGAACCCCUUCUUCCCCCAGCCGCCGCCCUCGCCUUUCAUGCUUUCCCCGGACGGCAUGCCCAUGCCCGACCCAUUUGAGCCAAGUGGGUCGACCGCAAGCACAGCGAGUAUGUUCAACGAUGCAGAGACCGUAGACACGAUGCAGUCGGCGACUACGGCACCAUCCAGUCUGUCAUCAGGACGGUCUCCACGCCUUGUGGACCUGCUCUUACCAGGGACAGAUAUGACCGCGCCCUCCUCCGAGUACCUCAGCUGGCGCGCCCAGUAUCCUGACUCGCUCUACCAACCCUCCAGCUUCGACCCGCCCCAGCCCGAUGCCAUGGACGAGGACGACAUUGAGGAGAUUGUGCGCCAGCCCGUCGUCAACCCGGACCAUGAAGCCUGGGUCAUGCGAUUGCCGUCGCCAGUCCCGUCCGACUCCUCCAGCUCGUCGGGAGGCGCGACGCCGCGGUCGGACCCGUUCAACAUGCUGCUCCGUGAACCAAGCUUGGCCAUGGACAGCCCAGAGCUUAUGACGUGGCGCUUCGAUCAGCAAACCUGCGGUAUCCUCUCGGUAAAGGACGGCCCGACCGAGAACCCCUGGCGGACUCUGAUAUGGCCUCUUGCCAAAGAUUCGCCCGCCCUGUAUCACGCCAUCGCGGCCAUGACCAACUUCCACACGUCCAAGCAUGAGCCGCAGCUCAGGGUCCAAGGCAUCGAGCACAUGCGCACGAGCAUUGAAUCCCUGGCAACGGGCAUCCAGAACAUGCGUGUCGACACCGCGAUUGCCACGACCCUUGCUCUUGCGUUUUCCGAAUCGUGGGACCAGCACACGUCAACGGGCAUAGACCACAUCAAGGGCGCCAAGAUCCUUGUUCAUCAGGCUCUGAUCAGGCAUCAGCGGUCGCCUUUGCAGGGAGACGAGCUUGCCAGGUUAAAAUUCCUCUGCAACACCUGGGUGUACAUGGAUGUCAUAGCCCGACUGACGUCCGUCGAUGAUGAUGAGUCGAAUGAUUUCGACGCCGUUGCGUCCAUGUUCGCCGGCCCUUUCGAGUACGAGGCCCAGCUGGAUCCGUUGAUGGGAUGCGCAGGCACGCUUUUCCCCAUUGUCGGUCAUGUAGCAAACUUGGUUCGGCGUGUUCGGCGAAGUGAGAGCAAUUCGCCGGCCGUCAUCUCGCAGGCGAUGGAACUCAAGACGCAACUGGAGGAUUGGGUCCCACAAGCUUUCUUCGAGGUUCCCGAGGAUCCCACCUCCCACAUCCAGCACAGCCUCCAGACGGCUGAGGCGUACCGGUGGGCGACGCUGCUUUACCUUCAUCAAGCAGUUCCGGAGAUCCCGUCUCUUUCCUCUGCCGAGCUUGCGAAGAAGGUCCUCAUCUAUCUCGCAACGGUUCCCUUGACCUCUCGCGCCGUUAUCGUCCACAUCUACCCACUCAUGGCUGCAGGCUGCGAAGCUGCUACCGGCGAAGACCGCGAAUGGGUACGGCAGCGAUGGGAGGCGAUGAGCAGUCGCAUGGUGAUUGGCAUCCUCGACCGUUGCCUUGACAUCACGAAAGAGGUGUGGGUACGGCGCGACGUGUACGCUGCGAGAGUGCGGCCGAAGGUGAAAGUCUCGACCAAGAGUAGCAAUUCUCACAAGCGUGGGCCAAGCCCGAACGACGAGAUGACGGAUGAGCCAGUGCGAUGGAAUGAGAAUUUCGUUGGCGCAAACAAAAGGCGUGCAACCAUCGGCCCGUUCGACAUGCCAACACCUGCCAGUGUUCUCGAGCAACGGAGGGGCUCGACUGACUUCGGCACCGGUGUCGUUGACCGCGAGUUCACCGUGCGGGGACGGCUCCAUUGGCUGAGCGUAAUGAAGGACUGGAAUUGGGAAGUUCUUCUUGGCUGA
Diplodia corticola is the source of this 2526-nucleotide messenger RNA. RefSeq names its product c6 finger domain-containing protein. Gene Ontology annotation, molecular function: transcription cis-regulatory region binding; DNA-binding transcription factor activity, RNA polymerase II-specific; zinc ion binding. The coding region runs from base 1 to 2526 and encodes 841 amino acids. The transcript has 3 exons. NCBI's taxonomy places the organism in Eukaryota, Fungi, Ascomycota, Dothideomycetes, Botryosphaeriales, Botryosphaeriaceae. Gene Ontology annotation, cellular component: nucleus. The record is from RefSeq and is a predicted model, not a curated record. Gene Ontology annotation, biological process: positive regulation of transcription by RNA polymerase II.